GCUGGGUGAUCUCUGGGCAUUUGACAGAGGAAUCAACGUGUAUAAAAUUGCGGUAGGCGACCAAGCCGUGAAAAGACAUUUUCCGUGAGGCAUAAUAACGAACAAGUUCUCAAGUGCUGUUCGCUUUUAUUUUUUUCUAAUAAUUGUUAAGGGAUAGUUUAAAACACAAGCCAAAAUGAAGUCAGUAUUGUUAUUAGGAUUGUCAGUGCUGGUGGCUGUCAGCACAGUAUCGGCAUUAAAAGAAGGAGAAUGUGAAGUUUGUGUGGCUACUGUUAAUAAGUUUGCCAACACAUUAAGCAAUGACGUAAAGAAGGACCAUAAGAAGAUAGAAACAGAAUUCAGAAAGUUCUGUAAAGGUACAAAGUCCAAGGAGAAUAGAUUUUGCUAUUACUUGGGAGGCCUUGAAGAAUCUGCAACAGGUAUACUAGGUGAACUGAGCAAGCCUUUGUCUUGGUCUUUGCCAGCAGAUAAAAUCUGUGAGAAGCUAAAGAAGAAAGAUGCUCAGAUCUGUGAUUUGCGAUUUGAAAAACAAAUUGACUUAAACACAGUGGAUUUGAAGAAACUAAAAGUAAGAGACUUAAAGAAAAUUCUUAACGAUUGGGAUGAAACGUGUGAUGGUUGUAUCGAAAAAUCUGACUUUAUAAACAGAAUAGAAGAGCUCAAGUCCAAAUACUCUAAGAGCACGAAGUCAGAAUUAUGAACUUCACCUUGACAUUUAGAUCAAUUACAUCAUCACAACUAAACCUUUUUCAUAAAUCAUCUCAUCAUGUGAAGAAUUCUCGAGUAGCUCAGAUGUUCUUCGCGUAAUUUAUUAAGCUGCAUUAAUUUUGAGCUCUCCGACUGUUAUAAUGAUUAAAGAUCUGUUCGUCAUUGGGAAAAUCAGAUUUUUCAUUCAGAAUCAUGAACAUAGCUUUGAUUAACCCUUGUUGAGCAAGUCUGAUAGAAAUCUUCCAUUAUUUUAUAGAAAAAUACUUAAUUAGUUUUGGGCAUCAUGUGGUUUUUAUUUGUAUACAUUUUUCAUCUGGCUGGCUAAUUGGGAAUGUUACCCAUGCAAACAGAAACUACUUCCUUAUUGACUAGCACUGAGGCUUGUAUUUGAGAUUCCAACAACCGUUUGUAUAUUUCUUAUCGUCUUUACAGACCCGUAUGUCUGUGAUAUUACUAUUCGUCCGAUAAUUUCUACAUUUCAAAUUGUUCAAUAAUAGUUUUGUAUUAUUAAUGGAAUCACAAAAUGAGUUUUAAAUUAUAAUGUACUUGAAGAACAUGAGAGUUUUGAUGUUCGCGCAAAUAUUUACGGUUUUUCAUCGACUUGAUAAAGUGAGUGACCAAAAAGUCUCAAAUACAAUUUAUGGAAAAAUUAAAUAGAUAAUCGGCGACAAUUGUACAUUUACACGUCAGUCUUGACAAAAAACUGGCAUGAAGAUAUGGGUUGAAUACUAAAAAAAAUGAAUGUUGAUGCAAUAAGCGAAGAUAUAUACAUGUGUUUAUAAUAAAUUGAUCUUUAUUUAUAACAUACACAA
Molecule: messenger RNA, 1520 nt
Organism: Nasonia vitripennis (jewel wasp)
Lineage: Eukaryota; Metazoa; Arthropoda; Insecta; Hymenoptera; Pteromalidae
Gene: Manf
Product: mesencephalic astrocyte-derived neurotrophic factor homolog
Exons: 5
Coding region: 176-700 (174 amino acids)
Biological process (GO): neuron projection development; dopaminergic neuron differentiation
Cellular component (GO): endoplasmic reticulum
Molecular function (GO): calcium ion binding
Source: RefSeq, a predicted model, not a curated record